AUGAGACUUCUCCUAUUUGUUGUGUUUGUGGGCUCUAUGGCUAUAAGAAAUCAAGCUGCUCCCGGUGGUUGGUUCCCCAUCAAGGACCUUAACAACCCACAUGUCAUCGAACUUGCCAAUUUCGCCGUAACCGAAUACGACAAACAAACACAGUCGAAUCUAAAGUUUGAUAAGGUCAUAGGUGGUGAGACUAAGGUCGUCGAAGGGAUAAAAUAUUGCCUCAACAUUACUACAACAAGUGGUAUCGAUUUUAACAAAUAUAUUAUUACUGUUUUGGAGAAGGCAUGGCUACACUUUAGAAACCUCACUUACUUUGUGCCUAUUCGUGAUUAA
This is a messenger RNA of Cicer arietinum (chickpea), 333 nucleotides long. Its product is annotated as cysteine proteinase inhibitor 5-like. The record is from RefSeq and is a predicted model, not a curated record. Gene Ontology annotation, molecular function: cysteine-type endopeptidase inhibitor activity. NCBI's taxonomy places the organism in Eukaryota, Viridiplantae, Streptophyta, Magnoliopsida, Fabales, Fabaceae.